Miscanthus lutarioriparius is the source of this 777-nucleotide messenger RNA. NCBI's taxonomy places the organism in Eukaryota, Viridiplantae, Streptophyta, Magnoliopsida, Poales, Poaceae. The record is from the annotation of a GenBank genome assembly.
AUGGCUUCCCGUGCCUUUGCUACACUGCUUGCAGUGCUAGCAUUUGUGGGCUUUGCUUCAGUUCCCCGUGGUCUGGCAACUGAUCCGACCCAGCUCCAGGACUUCUGCGUUGCUGAUAACAACAGCCCUGUGCUGGUGAAUGGGGUGGUGUGCAAGAACCCGAACGUGGUGAAGGCAAACGACUUCUUCUUCCACAUAGUGCCGGCGGCACCAAACGGGCAGGGCUCCGGCGUGGCGCCGGUGGCGGUGGCCGAGAUCCCGGGGCUGAACACGCUGGGCAUCUCGCUGGCGCGCAUCGACUUCGUCCCCGGCGGGCAGAACCCGCCGCACACGCACCCUCGCGGGUCGGAGAUCCUGACGGUGAUCCAGGGCACGCUCCUGGUGGGGUUCGUCACCUCCAACCAGCUGCUCAACAACACGCUCUUCACCAAGCAGCUGGUCGUGGGCGACGUGUUCGUCUUCCCGCAGGGGCUCAUCCACUUCCAGCUCAACAACGGCCAGACCCCCGCCGUGGCCAUCGCCGCGCUCAGCAGCCAGAACCCCGGCACCAUCACCAUCGCCAACGCCGUGUUCGGGGCCAAGCCGCCCAUCCUGGACGACAUCCUCGCCAGGGCCUUCAUGCUCGAGAAGGCCACCGUCGACUGGGUCCAGCAGGCGUUCGGCGCGGCACCGGUGGCAGGAGGCGGCGGCGGCCUGCCCGGUGGCGGUGGCCUGCCGGGUGGCGGCGGCUAUCCUGGCGGCGGUGGCUAUCCGGGGUACCCCGGCCGUAGGCCGUAG